Messenger RNA from Arabis nemorensis, 165 nucleotides. NCBI's taxonomy places the organism in Eukaryota, Viridiplantae, Streptophyta, Magnoliopsida, Brassicales, Brassicaceae. The record is from the annotation of a GenBank genome assembly.
AUGGAUGCGAAUCCGAUGAUGGAGCCGACCCGAGAACUAUCGAUCGUUGGUGGGACUGGUGACUUUCGCAUGACUCGUGGGAUUGCUACGUUCACGACUGAUCUCAUUCAAGGCAAUCAGUAUUUCCGUCUCCAAAUGGAUAUUAAACUCUAUGAAUGUUACUAG